Molecule: messenger RNA, 800 nt
Organism: Anopheles funestus (African malaria mosquito)
Lineage: Eukaryota; Metazoa; Arthropoda; Insecta; Diptera; Culicidae
Product: small ubiquitin-related modifier 2-like
Exons: 3
Coding region: 142-414 (90 amino acids)
Biological process (GO): protein sumoylation
Cellular component (GO): nucleus
Molecular function (GO): ubiquitin-like protein ligase binding; protein tag activity
Source: RefSeq, a predicted model, not a curated record
AUUUCACCGCUCAAUUUUCAUUCUAACUUUUGCGUCCAUAGGUGACUGUUGUACCAAGCAAACCAAGCGAACCGAGGUCGAGUCUCUGCAUUAAUAGUCUUUCCUGCUAAGCGUAUAUUUUCCAUUGUGUGCGUGUAAAAGAUGGCUGACGAAAAGAAGAGUUCCGAAACUGAGCAUAUCAACCUGAAGGUCCUGGGACAGGACAAUGCGGUGGUUCAAUUCAAGAUCAAGAAGCACACACCACUCCGCAAAUUGAUGAACGCUUAUUGCGAUCGUGCGGGUCUGUCGAUGCAAGUGGUGCGCUUCCGAUUCGACGGGCAACCAAUCAACGAAAACGAUACACCGACAACCCUCGAGAUGGAGGAAGGUGACACAAUUGAAGUCUACCAGCAACAGACCGGCGGUACCGCUUAAAAUGUAACGUACGUUACUAGAUUUAAGUUUUUUUUUUUUUUGACUAUUCCAACUUCGACUUACGACCGUAUGCUGAUGCGGUAUUUGUAUGAUUCCAUGAAAUUUCUACCUUCAACUAAAUUUAUGCAAAUGUAAAAUCAUUAAAUUGGAAAAGACGCGCUUAACUCGACAUGGCAGUGUCAGUCCCCACCGGGGGUUGAAAGUGAACAUGUUCCUACCCAAACCAACCAAACGCCUGGGUAGUUAACGUGUUGAAGACAACAAUUUGUUAAGGGUUUUGGUGCCCUUGCUACGCACGAAAGAGACUAUUAUACACAAAUACAGAAAGCAUAAGUGUCACGAAUUGUAUGCGUUGGAAUUUAUAAGUAAACAUGGAUGUCAAUAUA